UGGAACGCAUUGUUUUGACUUAGGUUUUGACUUUUAUUUCUGAUUUAAAAUUUGGUUAUUUUUGAAGUUCACAUGGUGUUUUAGUCGCUAAAAUCAUGUCUAAUCUUCUUGAAGUUAUAAUCACUAGUGACUGUAACAAUACUUUAUGGACAAGUUCUAUUUGGGAUCCCCAUACUGGAACAAAUUUGAUGACAUACAAGGGCGGAGGCACUGCUGAAUCUCGAAGCUUGUGCUUAAUCGGAAAAGACUAUUUAGCAUCAAUUGAAAGAACGAAACCUGUACUCCACGUAUGGCCCUUGAAUUCACAUCAAACUGUCCAAGGAAUUCGCUUUAUUCUUCCCGGUAAAGCGACAUCAUUUGCAGUUUCUCCUGACGGUGUGUAUUGCAUUGCUGGUAUAGAAGAGAAAAUAUACCUGUGGCAAAUUUCAUCUGGAAACCUUCUAACAAUAAUAAAUCGUCAUUAUCAGAAAGUCAAUCUACUGAAAUUUACUUCUGAUGGAUGUUUCAUUGUAUCAGCUGCAGAAGAUGGAAUGGUAAUGGUCUGGUCCCUGGCCAAUGUAGUAGCAAAUCCCGAGGUGGAAUUGCUUACACAAGCAACAGCAGGACAACACGACCCAGUAUAUAUUUUUUCAGACCACUCUUUGCCAGUGACAGAUUUAUGUUUAAGCAAAACAGGAAUGCACGGAAGACUGGUCACUGUAUCUAGUGACAGAACAUGUAAAGUUUAUGAUCUAUCAUCUGGUGAAAUACUUUUGAAUAUUAUUUAUGAUGAGCCUUUAUCAUCAGUAUGUUUUGAUGUAUUAGAACUUUCCAUUUUUGUGGGAACCACAGAAGGAAAAAUACAUCAGUUUAGCUUAACAAAUUCACCCAGAAAUAGAGAUAUUCUGAUUAAUAAUGAUGAUAGUGCUAAAUUUUCUGGUCAUUCCAAAGCUGUAAACUGUUUAUCGGUAUCUCUCAGUGGUGAAAUAUUAUUAUCGGGAUCUCAAGAUGAGCAAGCAAUUUUGUGGCACAUCAAAAGCAGACAACCUGUACGCCAUAUAAAACAUAAAGGGCCAGUCAUGAAUGCCUUUUUCACCCUUAAUGUUGACACAAUUUACAAGCAAGAAUUUUCACCGUCUAUUAUAUUACAUAGUUUGGAGAGGGCUUUAGAAACUAACUUGGAUGAAGUAAACCCAAUCGAGAUAUUAAUAAAUGACGUAAAUGACUUCUGGCCACAAUAUAAAACUAAUGUUAUACACACUAACACUUCAUCUAUGGAACUUGAAAAUGAUUUUAAACACCAGGAAGCAGAAAUGAAAAAAGAACUUGAAAACUUGAAAAAGAUUAAUUCAAACUUAUAUGCUAUAUCUAUACAGAAUGCCUUUAAUGCUAUACCUUUAGUAAACAAAAGCAAGAAAAAGAAAGCAACGUAAAAUAAUUAAAGUGCCGAAACAUUUAAUUAUAACAAAUAAAUG
This is a messenger RNA of Aricia agestis (brown argus), 1454 nucleotides long. RefSeq names its product WD repeat-containing protein 18. The record is from RefSeq and is a predicted model, not a curated record. Gene Ontology annotation, cellular component: nuclear pre-replicative complex. NCBI's taxonomy places the organism in Eukaryota, Metazoa, Arthropoda, Insecta, Lepidoptera, Lycaenidae. Gene Ontology annotation, biological process: DNA-templated DNA replication; rRNA processing. Gene Ontology annotation, molecular function: protein binding. The transcript has a single exon. Bases 96 to 1412 code for a protein of 438 amino acids.